Molecule: messenger RNA, 534 nt
Organism: Radiomyces spectabilis
Lineage: Eukaryota; Fungi; Mucoromycota; Mucoromycetes; Mucorales; Radiomycetaceae
Exons: 2
Coding region: 1-534 (177 amino acids)
Source: RefSeq, a predicted model, not a curated record
AUGGCCACUUAUAUUGACAACGUUAAAGCCACAAUUGCAUUGCGUCGAUUCCUUGGGAAUACGUUUACCACCGCUCAUUACAACCUGUUGGCCGAACUGAUUGAAUCGCCUCUUUCACUUGUCGUCAACAAUCACCAAGGUGUCUUGUCAAGGGAACACAAUACUGAAAAUGAUCUUCCUCAGUUCUAUAUUCGGGUGCAAGAAUUGGACAGAAACGAACUUUUGGAUACAUUACCACUAUAUUCCAAGAACUUUCCAUCGGACAAAGAUUGGGUUACUGAAGUUAUCGGACAACUCGAACAAAAGCCGGGCUCUAUCUCCGUAUCACUGCUUUACGCUGGCGUUACGACUUCUACAACUGCCCAAAAAUGUGCAGAAGCGGACAGGUUACAAAGCAAGAGUGGUGGAACUCGCUUGCUCAACUGGUUCUCACUGACGACUGGAAGACAUCCCAGCGUAUUCACGAUUCAAAAAUUCAGGUUGCCGCCUGUCACUGACCGUGAACACUUUUAUACCCAAAUUGGAUAUAUCUAG